CUUAGGCUCUAACAUGAUGCAUGCUGGGCAAAGGGGUGCAGUAUGGCUUUUUUUUUACUUUUUGUUAGCCUUAAUACUAAUAUGUCAUUAACUGCUUGCAUUCAUAGGGCCCAUUGAUUUAGUUUGCCUUUAGUACCAACCAAGCUAAUGAUUGAAAAAGUAUUAUUAAAAUCUUGCAAAUUUGCUAUUUUGUUUGGAACAAUGAAACAAAUUAAAACUACUCUGAUGCACUGUUUAUUGCUUUACUAUCUUUGCUUUUAUUUAAAAAAAAAAGAGAGAAACUGCAAAUCAUCUGGUAAAGGUUUUUGUUGUUUUCUGUUUUUCAAACUUAUUAAAAAAAUAGUGGGGAAAUUUGAUCUCUACAUUUUUUAAAUAAAUACUUUUAUAUUCAAUAACAUUUAUAUAUAUUCUUAGAGCAAUUACUUUUCCUUUUAAAAACAACAACUUUAGACCUUUUCUUAUUAAUAUAACUACCUAAACAUCUUACUACCAGUACACUGUGUGCUCAAAUCUCUUCAGUUGAAUCAAGGGAGCACUAUUCACCUUGUUUAAAAAAGGCUAUAGCUAACAGAAAAAAUAAAUUAAUAGAUAAAGAAGUUGACCUAUCAUUUUGAUGGUGUAACAAUCUUUUAAUAAAAAAGAAAAGAUUGGAUACACAUAUCAUCAUCAUCUUUGGAUACAACAAUAUUGUGAUCAUAUUAAAUUUGGCUGUAAGAGAAAAACUCCAUUUAAUUACAUUAUAUCUUUAUAAUAGGACAUUGUUCAGCUACUCUCAAUUCAUAUUAUUAUUAACCAACUAUUGAAGUUGUUGCUUGUUUGCUGCCUUAGUGUUUUGAAAUGAUAGUUACAAAAAUCAAAUAAAUAAAUAUUACUACUUGUUCUUUUUUAAUUUGUUUGCUAAUCAUUAACAUUAACUUACAGAAUGACAUAACCAAGAAGUUGAAUUCAAUUAUAAGCCCACACUUAUUUAUAUGCAGUUUAUGCUGGUUAAUUGAAUAACUUGAUGGACUUCUUUAUUUUUUGGCGACCGGGAUCGGAGGUCAUUUACUGGAUCCCAGGAGUCAUUGGACACAACAGUUACAUCCCAGGAUAAGGGCAUGUUUCGAUGGAUUGUUGCUUUCUGGAGACUGAGAGAUGUAGACAUCCUCAACAAGUGUGGUCGAGAUGCCAUUCAGUAUCUGUCUUUCCAACGCUACCUCCUUGUGUACAUUUCCAUCAUCACAGUUUUGUCAGUUGGUGUCAUACUUCCUUUAAACUUCCAGGGAUCUCUGUUGGGUACAUCAGCAGAUUUCGGUCACACCACUAUUGGAAAUUUAGAGUCUAACGACCCCAUCUUGUGGGUCCAUGCGGUCAUGGCUGUAGUCUACUUAGUCAUUGUCAUUGGUGUCCUCAGCCACUUUAGACUCAACUUGGAUGUUGAGGAAGAUGAACAGGUUAGCAGAACCUUGAUGGUGUCCAACAUACCAAAACAUAAAUGUUUUCACAGUACUAUUCUCCAACACUUUGAAGAAGCCUAUCCUGAAGCCAAUGUUACAGACAUCCAGUUUGCUUAUGAUAUUGCAGGUCUUGUACUUCUGGACAAACACAGGAAAAGAGCUGCUGAGGCCAAACAAUUCUGUGAAAAUAUUUAUAAAACAACUGGCCAGCGUCCAAUGAUGAGACCUGUCAUCUGUGGUCAAAUAUGUUGCUGCUGUGCAGAGGUGGAUGCCAUUAAUUUUUACCAAGCUGAAGAAGCUGAGCUGAAGAAAGCUUGUGAAGAAGAGAAGGAAACAGCAUACCAGACUCCACUGGGAAUAGCUUUCAUCACAUUGGCUUCAGAAUCACAAGCACAAAGGAUUCGAACUGACUUCCGUGCAAGUUGUAAAGGAACACAUAAUCCUCAAAUGUCCAGUUUAUAUCAGGAGCUACAAGUUCAGAAUUGGAUCAUGCAUUUUGCUCCUUCCCCAGAAAGUAUACAUUGGGAGAAUUUAUCUGUUCCGGACUGGCGGUGGUGGACAACAGCUAUCUGCAUUAAUGGUGUGCUGAUUGUCCUUCUGUUUUUCUUGACCACUCCCAUCAUGUUUCUUCACACUCUUGACAUGUUAAAUAUAGACAUUAAGAAACCUGUGGAAAACUUACAUAGUGCUUAUCUGGUACAGUUUCUGCCAACUUUACUUCUAUGGAUUUUCUCUGCUCUGCUACCCAGUAUAGUUUAUUGGUCUGAUCAGAUCAUUGGACAUUGGACUAAAACUGCUGAACAUCAUGCAAUCAUGAGGAAAACAUUUAUAUUUAUUUUAUUUAUGGUGCUGAUACUACCGUCACUUGGACUUACCAGUGCAAAAGCUUUGUUUGAAUGGAUAGUGAUGAGUAAAACCAGAAGUCUCCAGUGGCAGUGCAUAUUUUUGCCUGGUAAUGGCUCCUUUUUUGUCAACUACAUCAUUACAUCAGCCUUUAUUGGUGCUGCCUUAGAGCUUUUGCGCUUCUCUGAGCUUUUUAUUUAUGGAGUCAAGCUGUUGUUUGCCAGGUCUGUUGCAGAGAGAGCUGCUGUCAGAAAAUCAGUGCUUUGGGACUUUCAGUAUGGUGUUCAGUACGCUUGGAUGCUGUGUAUGGUGGCUAUAAUAGUUUCAUAUAGCAUUCCUUGCCCACUGGUCACUCCCUUUGGAUUAAUCUAUCUGCUCUUCAAGCAUGUGGUGGACAGGUACAACAUUUUUUUUGCUUAUAAUUCAUCACGCAUCAAUAAACACAUUCAUGGUUCAGCUGUGACAUUUGUGCUAUGGGCUGUUAUACUGCUACAAUUCAAUGUGGUGUUCUUCACUGGGUUGAGGGCAGAAGGUUUUGAUCCAGUGUUUAUCUUCUCUUGUGUUGCCCUGUUCAUCACUUUGAUCAUUUUUGUUGGCCGCAUUAGCUUUGGAUGGUUUAAACACUUGCGACGACCACGGUAUAGGAACUUUGAAGAAAGUGAACCUGACUCCAUGGUGAAUAGUGAUGAUACUCUAGACACUCACAUCUCUAAGCCUUUUGUAGCCAGUGUACUGACUCAAGAUCUCUCCCUGGAACAUGAACAGAGUAGUUCUUCUCAUACCUCUGGCUAUGGAGCAACACACAGCACUCUUGGUCAGGAGGACUUCUCCAGUAUCCCCCAGUCCCCUCUCGCUCAGAUCUCUUAGUGACCUACUAACACAAAAAUGUCAUAGUGACCUAGGACUGUCUCUCUAAGCUCUGAGUUUCAUUCUUGUCAAAUGUUUCAGUUUUUUUGGUCUUAAUUGUGAUAGUUUCAAUGUUAUUGAUGUUUCUUACUGACAGACAUUAUAGAUCUUCUUAUUGUUUCUUCAUUAUUUUUUUUUAUUUGUGCAGAAUUUUUUUCAAAGAGACAUUUUUCUUCAUAAGAAUGUUAAACUAGUUUUAAAAGAUUAUCUUUCAAGAAAUAAAAUCUGAGGGUUAUGGAAAAUAUCUUUAUUGUCUUCUACAAUUUUAAAUCUUGAAUUGGAAUGUUUUCGUAUUGACUGCUGGGUUUCAUUUUGUUUUGUUUUUUAAUAAAUUUCAUUUUAUAAAAAUGUAUAUUUCUGGCCAAGACUAAAAUUAUAAAUUAUUUUCAUCAUUAUUUUUGUUACAUUACGAAUCGUUUUAAUCUUUAAAAAAAUUAUAAGAGAAUUUGUAUAUUAUUGUAGUUUCAGAAAUAUGAAGCAUAUCUUACCUCUUCAUUAAUACCAAGCCUAUUUAGUUUUUCUAUCUAUACUUUAUAUAAAUUGUCAGGCUUAAAUGGGCUUAAUAAAUGUUUGUUAAGAUUGCAAAGUUGAUUAUAUUUUCAUGUAAGUCAAGUAGGUGCGUUUGAAAUAUAAAUGCAUUCACUGCUCAUAUCUUUAUAUAUAUUUUUUGGUGUCUUUGACUUUGAUUUGCUUGUUUCAGAAUCAAAAGGAAUUUUGACUAAAUCCUGUUACAUGAUGCAUAACAUUUCCCUUGCAUUACUAUUUGUUGGCCUUGUUGUACAAUGGGUGUUUUUAAACAGUGUAAGAAUCAUAGUAGUGCUUAAACAUCCAUAGACAUUAUAGUAUUUCCUAUAUGACAGUAACGAUUGAGACACAAGGUAUUGCAAUAAAGGA
Biomphalaria glabrata is the source of this 4079-nucleotide messenger RNA. Its product is annotated as CSC1-like protein 2. Gene Ontology annotation, cellular component: plasma membrane. The transcript has 21 exons. NCBI's taxonomy places the organism in Eukaryota, Metazoa, Mollusca, Gastropoda, Planorbidae. The record is from RefSeq and is a predicted model, not a curated record. The coding region runs from base 1098 to 3146 and encodes 682 amino acids. Gene Ontology annotation, molecular function: calcium-activated cation channel activity.